Molecule: messenger RNA, 981 nt
Organism: Ilyonectria robusta
Lineage: Eukaryota; Fungi; Ascomycota; Sordariomycetes; Hypocreales; Nectriaceae
Product: putative short-chain dehydrogenase
Exons: 2
Coding region: 1-981 (326 amino acids)
Source: RefSeq, a predicted model, not a curated record
AUGGUAUUCUUGUUCAACUUCAUUCAUCGACAAUUUAUCUCCGAGCCACCUGUGCCGACCGCUUCCUUCAAAGGGAAAACUGUCAUCGUCACUGGUAGCAAUGUGGGUUUGGGAUUGGAAGCCAGUCGGUGGAUGGUUCGUCUAGGAGCAACCCAGGUCAUUCUCGCAUGUCGGAUUAUCGAGAAAGCCAACGCCGCCGCCAAGGACAUACAAGAAAGCACCUCUUGCCCACCGCAAACAUUGCUCGUCUGGAAACUCGACAUGAGCUCCUACGCGUCCGUCCAAGCUUUCGCGGAAAGGGCCAAGAGUGAACUGCCCCGCCUAGACUCCGUCGUCCUCAACGCAGGCCUAGCUACGACCGAGUUCAGGACCACAGAAGACAAUGAAGAGACUAUUACCACGAAUGUUGUAUCGCUGAGUCUUUUGGCCGUCCUUCUGCACCCAAAGCUUAGGGAAACCGCCAAACGGUUCCAUACGCAAACGCAUUUAACGGUCACAGCCUCAGAGCUGUAUGAAGUUGCUAAAUUCAACGAGCGCGAAGCCCCUGCAGGAAAGCUGUUCGCAACUCUGAACGACAAAAGCACUUCCAAUAUGUCAGAUCGGUACAAUGUCUCAAAAUUGCUGGAAAUUCUCGUCAUCAAACAACUUGCAUCUCUCUCGCCCUUGACUUCUAAUAACGUCAUCAUCAACUGCGUAUCACCUGGGUUUUGUCAGAGCGAGCUUCAUCGUGAACGCGACUCUCGUGUCGUCCGCCUCGCCCUCAAAAUGUUGGCUCGCCAGACUGAAGUCGGCUCCCGCACCCUCGUAUACGGCGCGAGCGCUGGACCAGAGACCCACGGCCAGUAUCUGCCGGAUCGUAACAUCACAGUCACCAAAGGGCUUACCGAGGGCUCCGCGGGGGCUGAGUUGCAGAAUCGGGUUUGGGAGGAACUGACGCAGAAAUUGGAAGCUGUUCAGAAGGGCGUCACAUCUUUGUCUUGA